Molecule: messenger RNA, 1215 nt
Organism: Scheffersomyces amazonensis
Lineage: Eukaryota; Fungi; Ascomycota; Pichiomycetes; Serinales; Debaryomycetaceae
Product: trifunctional uridine nucleosidase/nicotinamide riboside hydrolase/nicotinic acid riboside hydrolase
Exons: 1
Coding region: 173-1186 (337 amino acids)
Biological process (GO): purine nucleoside catabolic process
Cellular component (GO): cytosol
Molecular function (GO): purine nucleosidase activity
Source: RefSeq, a predicted model, not a curated record
UCGUAACUUAAUUUGUAAAAUAAACUUUAUUGAUUAGAUAGUAUAAAGUUUGACCUUUCCGGUAUUCUUUAUUGAAUUCCUUUUAUUUAAUUUUUUUUCCCUGCUACCUACUAUUGUUAUUUGCUAGUUUUAAGAGAAGAGAAGAAAAGAGAGUGAUCUAUACCAGAGCAAAAUGACUAUUCAAAGUAAAAUACCAGUAUGGUUAGAUUGUGAUCCUGGAAAUGAUGAUGUUUUUGCUAUAAUAUUAGCCCUUUUCCAUCCUAGUUUCAAACUCAUAGGUAUAUCAACAGUUCAUGGAAAUGCUCCAUUAUCCAUGACUACUCAUAAUACUCUAGCAUUAUUGGAUAUUGUUAAUGUUCAUAAUAUAAAAGUAUAUGAAGGAUCUCAGAUACCAUUAGUAAAUCCUCCAAAAUUUGCAGCCGAAAUGCAUGGACAUACAGGUAUAGGAGGUGCCACUUUUCCACAAGUAACUUACAAUCAAAUUUGUCAAGACAUGUCAUAUCUAGAAGCCAUGAAACAAGCUAUUAUAAAAUAUGAAGGAAAUAUUUGUUUAAUUUGUACUGGAACAUUAACCAAUGUUUCUAAAUUAAUAACUGCAUAUCCAGAAAUUAAAUCCAAAAUCAAAUAUGUUUCUAUAAUGGGAGGAGGAAUAAAAUUAGGAAAUGUAACCGAAUUUGCAGAAUUUAAUUUCCACACAGAUCCACAUGCUGCUAAUCAUGUUAUACAAGAACUAAGUUCUAAAAUCAUCUUAUCACCAUUGAACUUAACUCAUCAAGUCAUUGCCACUAAACAAAUAAGGAAAAGAAUAUAUAAUGCAAGAGAAAGGACAAGAAACUCUUCAUUCAGGGAAAUCUUCUUUGGGAUCUUAACAUUUUAUAGUGAAGCAUACGCCAGGAAAUAUGGAAUUAUAGAUGGACCACCAAUUCAUGAUCCUGUUGCUGUUUAUAGCUUAUUACCAUUCAAUGAUGAAAAUGGAGAAUAUGGUUAUAAAUAUUUGAGGAGGAAAAUUAAAGUGGAAACUGAGGGAGAUAAUGAAGGUGAAAGUAUAAUAGAAAACGAUAGUGACGACAAAGAAGGUGUAUUCAUUGGUCAAAAACUUGAUGUUGAUAAAUUCUGGAAUGAAAUGUUAGAUGCUUUAGAUGUAGCUGAAAAGCAUAGUAAAUUACCUUCCAAACGUUUAUAUUGAUAUUCUAGAUUAUCUCUAUAUAUAGAAUU